AUCCGAAACCACAUCCUUUACCAGGCUGUGAUUCCCAUCUAUGUACCCGCACUACAUCCAAUAGAAUACAAGGUCACUCAAGAAAAUAUUGCACCUGCCAUUUCUUGGUCGCGCUUCGCGAUGAAAAGUCGCUUGUUCUCGUAUUCCAUCCCGUACUCGAGCCUUAAUCACCCUCUCCUCCCACAUACUAGAUGCCCCGAAUCCAGCAUCUGGUCAUGUGUUGCUCUGCUCUAGCUAGGCGGAAGAGAGAGGUCGAUUGUAAGCCCGGCAGGCCGGCGCAACAUAAGCGGCGGAGAAGGCUGAUUCAUGAUCGAUCGAUGAACUAACGAUGCCCCUCUCCGCUCCAACUUGAAUGCGGCGGGACCGUUAAUGCGCGGCGAGGCAAUCGAUGACCGAAGAUUGCCUAAUAAAGGACAAAAGCCAUCCGCGCCCCUAGGUUUGAGUCAUAUUCCCCCUCUCCCAUCUCUGUCAACCUCAAGUUAGCUAUCGAAAGGUACUGACGCGACGUUUUCCAGCGGUCGCCUGGGGCCAGAAACCGAGAUCCACACGCGUCAAGCUCUGCGUGUGUCUCCAGUACCGCCAUGCGACCCAAGUGUGCGUAGCCUUAGCGGACACACCCGCCCCAUGUUGGCCCAGCGUCCAAAUCGCGAUACCACAUGGACACUACCAAGAAGAUGCGAGAAUCCUGGCGGCAUCGGAUGCAAGACUGCUGGAAACUAAGCAGACUAAGCCAGCGCUUGAGCACGGUGUCGGCCAAGCGACUAGGCUGUGGCCAACAACAGCGCCAACUCAUUGUCUCGAAUUCGGCCAAUUGCUCGUUAAUCUUUCCGACAUUCCGUUUGCGUUUCCUUCGCCACGGCAAUCAACCAGUGCAGGAAUCUGCCAAGUCCACCAAGAUUUCUACCAGUCGAUCAACCCCCCGAAUCAUAGGACAUGGUAGCAUCAGCAAAACUGAAAGUUGAGAACCGGCAGAAACAUGCCCCUGGAUCACCGGCAGGAUUAUCAGGAUCUGUCAUAAUUUGGGCGAACUGAUAUCGGGUACCGUUGUCUCGACGCACAUGGCACCGCACUGCAUCCAAGGUUUUCUAAUGCGACUUGCCUCUGUGACUCCCGCGUUUUACUUGGCAGGACAGGGCGGCAUAGCAGCCUACGUAUACGAUCUCGAGUAAGCGUCCAAGAGGGAACAGUCUCUGUACCCUGGGUCGAAUUCGACCGGGCGGUGCUACUACAGACGCAGUCUCCCCGCGCGCUUUAGGAUUCCGAGCGAGCGGACUGGGCAACGCAAACCGCGCCACAAUGUGUCUGCAUGAGCUAACGACUAGAUGCAAGAUAUCAAUCUUGGAAGAUCAAGUUAUUGGAAAUCUUGGUCUCGCCCAACUUGGCGAUAGGCGGCAUACAAUUUCGUCUGUGCGUCGACGACCAGUCCAGUGACGACCGCAUAAAAGAACAGAACACACACGAUAUCUGUUCCUAGUCCAUUCACCAAUUCCACAGUGUCUGCCCAGAGACGGAUGCUAUCAUGAGCUCCGAUUGAGGAAUGAGGCGGACUUUUCAUGAGAACCCUGCCGUCCCAUCUUCUGGUUUGCGGGAGAGGCACGGGCACACAGACCACACACUAUGGGAUCGAAGGAGGGCUAAUGCAGGUGCUCUCAGCGCGAUCCGUUCGCCGGAUAAUGGGCAAGUGGGAUUGGUCGAACAACUCGAUUACUCUUCCGGCCCGCAGUUCUGGCAGGGGUCAUCGGAAAGCUUACAUGAUGCCGGGUGAGCUUAAUCAACGUCCCCUGGACCAACAUUCCUCAGAACGCAGACAGACAUCGUCAACGUCAUGAUUGUGAACCCCGAAGCGCAAGAGUCACCGGAACGAUGGGGGUUUCUGGAGGUCCAGACUCCCACGGCAUGCACAUCCACGUAGAAUUCUUCAGCUGUGCUAGGGUCGUUGUCCCUCGUUCAACAUACGCGCUUGGACGGUUGCGGAUAAUCGACAACAGGUCAAUACUUUUAUAGUGGGAAAUACCAACCGCUACCGACCGACGACUAACCAGCUCUAGCCCGUCUUUGUUUGGUCGAAUCAUGACUAGCAACUGCGCCCUGGGUCACUAGAGGGCAGAGGAAAGCAAGCUAACCCGAGCGUCCCAAUUCGCUAGGAUGGGAGACGCCUCACGCCAAAGACGCCAUGGCGGCUGGCUGGUGAUCGCUGGACUGGACUGACAUGACAUGACAGCUGGCCCUCCUGCCAGAGAUGCAGGUACAACACGGCCCAGGCGGACAUCAACCCGACGCAGCGAGGCCGGUCUCUUGACCAGUUUCGCUUCACUCGCCGAUGUUUUUCAAUGUCAUGUCCGCAUCCUUGCCUGAUCCGGGGGUGCGAGACACCAACAGCGCGUCGGCGUAGACGGCGUCUUGGCUGCGUUUGGAAGCUCUGAGUAGAUUGUCUGGCUGGACCUUGUCCAUUCCGUCCAUCGUUUUGCUGCCAAACCGGCGGCCUGGCCGGGCGUGCAUUUUCUCCGUGUUCUCUUAUAAAGAACGCCAUCCUCUCUCAUGCUGCUAGCUUUCCGCCUGAUUCCCGAUGUGUUUCUGCUAGAAUAUCCAUAGCCCACCCACACGCUCUGCUUACUGCCGCAUCGAAGUUUUACGACCCCCCGAUUCCGACUACUGUCGCCAACACUCCGAGACCCCCCUCCCACCAUCUCACCACCGACGUCCGAGCCACGAUGAAGUACACCAUCGUCGUCUCUCUCCUCGUCGCCAGCGUGGCCGCGCAGACGAUCGACCAGCUUGUCGAAGAGAUCCCUACCUGCGCUGUCACCUGUAUCCGCGAUGGAGCCCAGGCGGUCAACUGCGACGUCACAGAUUUCACGUGCUCGUGCUCAAAGGUCGGGGAGCUGACUUCCUCCGUCGUCCCCUGCCUCGCCACGUCCGGUUGCAACUCCUCGGAUCAAGCCAGUCCUCCAGCUCGCAACCCAGAUCUGCGCCAUGGUCGGCGAGGGCGGGCAAGUCUCUGCCGCCGCCACGACCGGCACCGCUACCACGACCUCCGCCCGCACCGCCACGGGGGCCGCCGCCGUCACCUCCAGCACGGCACCUAGCGCCGCCGACAGACUGCAGGCCGCCGGUUGGGCCGGCGCCAUCGCCGCCGCCGCCGCCUUUGCCCUCUAAGUCCCGCCGACGAUGGAGUUCCAUCAUCCCACCGGGCUUUGCUCAGCUACCUACUCUUUGUAUUUUUCUUAAUAUUCAGAUUAUCUUGAACGCCCCCACAGUUUUGCAUCAAGGCCGGCUAGGAGGAAGGGAAGGACAAUGUUUUUGGUGUCGCGGAGUUUAGCGUGAAAGAAAAAGAAAAAAAAGAAGAGAAAUAACUACCGCCAGAGUGACUCCUUGAGGAUCAUACUCGUUCUAUUGUUUAUGCGCAUGCAUGCCUAGCCCUAUAACCAGAUCUUCAGUGUGACACCUGUCUAUCCCAAAGCUCCUUCCCACACACCCCUAUUGAUCUUUCUAACGGUGUGUAUGUAUGUAGGUCUAAUAUUCUAUCCAGGCAGGUAAUUCCAUCUAUCGGGUAUCAUCGUCUCUUGACCUACCACACCAACUACCAAACCCCCAAGCCCCU
Molecule: messenger RNA, 3601 nt
Organism: Colletotrichum destructivum
Lineage: Eukaryota; Fungi; Ascomycota; Sordariomycetes; Glomerellales; Glomerellaceae
Product: Putative extracellular membrane protein, CFEM
Exons: 2
Coding region: 2712-3086 (124 amino acids)
Source: RefSeq, a predicted model, not a curated record